AUGGCAGGUCAUUCGCACAGAUCGUCUGUGAAAAACGGCCACAAGCCGUUCAAAUCGAAACAUGCCUCGAAGGGCGCUCUCAAAAAUAUGUACAAGGGCAAAGUGGAAAAAGCAGGUUCUUCCGUUUCUGGAAAAGGCGGCGUGAAGCCGAUGUCCAGGCUGCAGCGCAAGAAUACGGCCAAACAGGCUCGGGAGCACAAGAUCUUGGACUCUCUGAACACCCGUAAACUAUUCGAGGGCGCUGGUGGUGCAGAGAAGAUUAUCACGGUCAUCCCAUUGACGACGGACGUGGAACCAACAGAGUUGAUCGCCAAACUCAUUGCAGAUGCCGACCCAGAAGCGGACUUUCAAGUGCCUUCUGCACCCUGUAUUUUCAGCAUCAACGUGAAGAAGUUUCGUUGUAACCUCAAAUUCGUCGUUCCCGACACAAGCAACUUCAUUAGUGUGCUGGAUGCGACUAAAAUUGCGGACUUCACGCUGUUUGGACUCAGUGCGACCGCUGAGGUCGAUACUGCGUUUGGAGAGCAGAUCAUCCGUGCCGUGGAAUUGCAAGGUAUCUCCUCGUACAUGGGGUGUGUUGCAAACUUGUCACAGGCCCAUCCUAAGGAGAAAUUUCAGCUAGAUAUCAAGCAAUCGCUCGAGAGCUUCUUCAAGCAUUUCUUCCCCAGUCAAGACCGCAUAUGCAACCUCGAAAAAGCUUCAGAAGCGGCCAAUGCGUUGCGCACCUUGUGCCAGCGGUUCCCUCGCCAAAUGAGCUGGAGAGACAACAGAGGUUACAUGGUGGCCGAUGCUGUCGAUUUCAUCGAGUCCGCAACUGAUGGUGAAGAUGGAACUCUAGUCGUAGACGGCACUGUCCGUGGGAUUGGGUUCAAUGCAGACCGUCUUGUUCAUAUUCCUGGUCUGGGAGACUUCCAAGUCUCGCAGAUCGAAAAAGUUAGCGACUCAAACCGCAAGGCCACUCACAGCAAGAAAAGCGAAACCCUUUCUGAAGCUAUGGAUCUGAUCCCAAAGACGCACUUCUCACCCAGUGCAGAACAAGACACACUAGACGAGUACGCACCUGAGAUUGUGGACAAUGGCAUGGACGCCGAUGACGAUGGAUUUCAAUACGACGAACUCAAAGCUGCCCGUUUCGACAACCAUGGCUUUUUACCAGGUAGUGAACAAGCCGCGAAAAGGAAAAUAGUCCCCAAAGGCACAUCAGAAUACCAGGCAAGAUGGUAUCUGGACGAUGUAAUUGACGCUGCAGACGAAGAGGAACUAACAAACUUGGAUGACGCGGAUAUGGCCAUUGAUGAGGAUGCUGAGGAUGGCGUUUCUAGUGAUGAAAUGGAACAAGAAGUUGGUGAAGAGCAGCUGGAGGAUGCAGAUGCUCAAGAUGAAAUGUAUGUCGAUUUGUCUCCGGAGGAAGAAGAAAGACAGCUCAAUGAAUAUCGCGCGUUGGAAAAAGAAGACCGUGAGUUUCCUGACGAGAUCGAACUCCAGCCUUCUCAAUCUGCAACAGAAAGACUUAAGAGAUACAGGGGGCUAAAGAACCUAUACAAUUGCACUUGGGAUGUCGACGAGUUCGACCCCAACGCUACCCCAGAAUGGAAGCGUAUCUUGAGGAUCGGCAACUAUACCAAUACCAGAAACAAAAUUUGCAAAGAGUCCAUCAAAAACGCCGAGGUGAUUGCUGGUGACCGUAUCAAGCUGCACAUCAAGAUGAACAGAUCAUUCGUCUCCAGGAUAAAAGACCCUCGUGAAGAAAUUUUGGCUAUCUACGGAUUGCUGAGACAUGAACACAAAAAUGCAUUAGUGAAUUUUUCGAUUCAAAGAUGGGAGGAUUUUGAGGACCCUGUUCCAUCAAAAGAGCCAUUGUUUGUACAAUACGGUAUUCGGAGAUACAAAAUCCAGCCUUUAUUCUCAUCGACUUCGCAUACCCCCAAUAACGUCCACAAAUACGAGAGAUUUCUGCAUCAAGAUUCGGCUGCAAUUGCAACGUGUAUUGCGCCAGUCGACUUCACUCAAUCCCCUGCCAUUUUCUUCAAAGCGUGUCCGGGCGAUGCAAAGGGAAUCCAGUUUGUGGGCCAUGGCUCAUUUUUGGGUGUGGAUCACACACGUAUCAUCAGUAAAAGAGUUGUUCUUACCGGUGAUCCUUUCAGGUUCCACAAGAACGUUCUCACGGCGCGCUAUAUGUUUUUCAGACCUGAAGACGUGGAAUGGUUCAAGUCUAUUCCUCUAUUCACCAAGAGUGGCAGAUCUGGUUUUAUCAAAGAAAGCUUGGGUACCCACGGCUAUUUCAAAGCUACUUUCGAUGGCAAGCUCUCUGCGCAAGACGUUGUGGCGAUGUCCUUAUUCAAGAGGGUCUGGCCUCGCACCUCAGAGCCGGUAGAUUUUUAA
This is a messenger RNA of Lachancea lanzarotensis, 2382 nucleotides long. RefSeq names its product LALA0S01e10528g1_1 (gene TSR1). Gene Ontology annotation, molecular function: U3 snoRNA binding; GTPase activity; GTP binding. Gene Ontology annotation, biological process: maturation of SSU-rRNA from tricistronic rRNA transcript (SSU-rRNA, 5.8S rRNA, LSU-rRNA); ribosome biogenesis; endonucleolytic cleavage of tricistronic rRNA transcript (SSU-rRNA, 5.8S rRNA, LSU-rRNA). Bases 1 to 2382 code for a protein of 793 amino acids. Lineage: Eukaryota; Fungi; Ascomycota; Saccharomycetes; Saccharomycetales; Saccharomycetaceae. The transcript has a single exon. Gene Ontology annotation, cellular component: preribosome, small subunit precursor; nucleus. The record is from RefSeq and is a predicted model, not a curated record.